AUGGCGGCGGAGGAGGGGAAAUUGUUCGUGGGGGGCCUCAACUACGACACGGACGAGCAGGGCCUGGAGCAGCAUUUCAGCUCCUUCGGGCCCAUCUCCGAGGUGGUGGUGGUGAAGGACAGGGAGACCCAAAGGUCUCGAGGUUUUGGUUUCGUCACCUUCGCCAACCCCGAGCACGCCAGCGACGCCAUGCAGGCCAUGAACGGAGAGUUCGGAUUUUUUGGGCUGGGAGGCUUUGGAGUCCCAGAUGGAAUUUGGGGAGGAGGCGACCGUGCCUAUGGGGGGCGCUACGAGGGGCGCAGUGGGGGCGGCUACGGGGGGGCCCGGGACUACGGAGGCCGGUGA
Molecule: messenger RNA, 345 nt
Organism: Sturnus vulgaris (Common starling)
Lineage: Eukaryota; Metazoa; Chordata; Aves; Passeriformes; Sturnidae
Source: RefSeq, a predicted model, not a curated record